UCCUCUGCACAACAUCCCUCAGUGCGGGGUGUGCUCCAAGUCAGAACAAGGACUUUACCGUGAAAUUACAAUAAAAUAAUCAAAAAACAAAUGCAUUAAUGUUUUUAAUGUCAUUUUGGCUUAGUGCUCGGAUUAAGUGAAGUGGAAAAAGCUGUUAUGCGGAACAAAGAGUGUGCAAUGCACCCGGCUAACAGGUGACGUUGCCGGCUCCACCCGCGGAAUAUGUCAUGGGACUCGCUCGAGUCACGCGACUUCCUCGGCAGGGCGCCUGCGCACCAGCUGUCUGCUUCGCGGUUGAUUAGCUCGCCUGACCCAUCGCGACACCGCCACGAUGAACCACCAGAACUAUACUCGUUCUCCGAGGAAUUCCCAACAGAGGUGCGCAAUGGGCGAUGGGGGGCGCGGUUCGGUCCAGCACAUCGUCCUUCUAUGGGAUGGUGUGAAUGCUUCCGGAUCGUAAGAUCUAGAAUCGACCAAUAUCUAGCCAGGCGGAAGAUUGAGCGCGGGGUAAGACUAUACAGUCAGAAUGAACAACGACAAGCAGUUAAAAUAUGGCUGUCUGCGUUACGAGGCGUUAGGCAUCGAAGCGAUAAAUUUGCAUUGCUUGGACAUCUUUAUCAGGCUUUUAUGGACUUUGGAAAGUAUAGGGAAUCUCUGGAGUUUGCAAACCGUCAACUGGGUAUAUCAGAAGAGCUGGAUUCGGCUCCUAUGAGGGCUGAAGCCUAUCUCAACCUGGCCAGGUCUCAACAGACCCUUGGCGGAUUAGACAGAGCACUCUCCUACGCUCGUCAUGCACUAUACAAUGACUGUGGGGGAGGCUCUACUGCCGGCUGUGUUCAUCUCACAGUCGCCAGCGUCAGUUUGGAGCUCGGGGCAUUCUCGAAGGCGAUGGACAGCUUUCAAAAGGCAUUGGCUGUUGCACAAGCACAAAACGACAAUACACUUCUACUUCAAGUAUAUGUAGGUCUCUCAGAACUUUGGCGUCGCCUUCGUGAUACAGAAAGAGCUGUUGCUUGUGCGGCACGCGCGUGUGACCUCGGCCGCGGUCCUCGCGCGACUGAUCUCAACACUAGACACCACAGACUUGCUUUAUUACAAAUGGCCGCUGCGCUAAGGGCAAGAGGAGAGCUGGGGGACGCGUACGAUUAUUGUAAUGAAGCCCUGCGUCUCUCAACCGUGGCAGGUGAUCAAGGCAGUUUUGCACGAGCUGUGAGAAUAGCGGGGGACGUAUACCGACGAAAAUGUGACUUUAACAAGGCUUUGAGACAUUACGAAGUAGCAAUGGGAGCGGGGCAGUCUUUGGGGGACCGUUUGGCCCAGAUGGAGGCAAUGGACGGUGCGGCAAGGUGUCUUGAGGCGCUUCGGGUCCAAGGGCGAAUAUGCAAUUGCCGCCCUCUGGAGUUUAACACCCGGCUGCUUGAGGUUGCUACUUCUGUUGGAUCUAAGAUGCUAGUCCGCCGCGUGCGUCUACGUUUAGCUGAGAUCUACACAGCGUUGGGAGAUAACAACGCAGCCGCAAGACAACGCAAAGCAGCUGGCGCCUGGGCUGCACCCGCGUGUGCUAAAUGUCGGGAACCACUCGCCGAUAGACCCGAACCAUUGGCUUCCUUACCUUGCGCGCACAUCGUUCAUCACGCGUGUAUGCCGGAGUCAUGGUCCCGCCGCUCAGUCCGCAGUACGGGUGGGGAAUGCGCCGAAUGUGCCUCCCCCCGCGCGCCACGUGACCCGCCCCCUGCACCACCCGCGCCUCGAAAUCUACCCGCACAGGACUUUCCAUUCGGUUCUCCUCCACCAAUGAGAGAGCCGGACUUAAACUCGGUUCGUUCCGACCAAAGCAGCCAGGAGGAAAGUGUAUAAAACGUUAUUAUUAUGUAUUUUUUACCGUUUUACGAAGCCCGUUAAAUACGCUCAAAAAUUAUUGUAACCUCUUAGUAACCAGUGCUGUCCACAUACAGAAGUACUUUUUGUGGACUGUUACGAAGCGGGAGUAACUUUUUUUAAAAGAAUUAACGUAAUACAUUACGGAACGUAUAUAAUAGCAAUAAUAUUUAUUGUGCCAAGCAUGAGUAUCGCUUUAUAUCGCUUUGGAUGGUUUUUAUAAAUCUAAAUCAUUCAAAAUUCAUUCAAAUCGGUCAAGCCGUUUAAGAUAAGUUUUGUGACAUACACGCGUACAGUUAAGAUAAUGUGUUUAAAAAUAUCUUUUGCAAGUGUUUUUGAUUUGAUUAUAAUCAUCAUAAUAUACUCAUUCUUGGUAUAAUUCCUACUAAAUAAUAUUCAAAU
Pieris rapae (cabbage white) is the source of this 2280-nucleotide messenger RNA. Its product is annotated as 43 kDa receptor-associated protein of the synapse homolog. Gene Ontology annotation, biological process: chemical synaptic transmission. Gene Ontology annotation, molecular function: acetylcholine receptor binding; protein-membrane adaptor activity. The transcript is spliced from 13 exons. NCBI's taxonomy places the organism in Eukaryota, Metazoa, Arthropoda, Insecta, Lepidoptera, Pieridae. The record is from RefSeq and is a predicted model, not a curated record. The coding region runs from base 223 to 1857 and encodes 544 amino acids.